Messenger RNA from Megachile rotundata (alfalfa leafcutting bee), 3162 nucleotides. RefSeq lists its product as uncharacterized. NCBI's taxonomy places the organism in Eukaryota, Metazoa, Arthropoda, Insecta, Hymenoptera, Megachilidae. The record is from RefSeq and is a predicted model, not a curated record.
AGCAGCAGCAGCAGCAGCAGCAGCAGCAGCAGCAGCAGCAGCAGCAGCAGCAGCAGCAGCAGCAGCAGCAGCACCAGCACCAGCACCACCAGUAGUACAACCACCACCACUAUCGCCACCGUAACCACCGCCGUCACUCGCUACCAUCGCCGCCAACACCACCACCGACCGACGAAACGCUAUCCACCCACCCACCACGAUAUAGAUACCGCAACAACCGGCUAAACUCCCCGAUAACUUUAUACAACCGCCGGGCCCCUGUACGUCUCCAACUUGCUCCGUGCCUUUUCUCGAUACGCCUCUACUCGGAGCCUCUUCCCUUUCAGGAUAACCUUCGACCACGUGUUCCACGAGAUCUACAGCAAAAAUUCAUCUUAUAAGUACAAAGAAAAUGUAUUUCGUCGACACCAAAGUCUCCGUGUCUAGGAGCCAAGGGGGUUGUUUCCCCCGUGUCUAGGAGCCCAGGGGGUUGUUUCCCUUUUUCCUUCCUUUUCGAAACCUGCAGCGGAGGGUGGUAACCACGUGGUCCACGCGUGGUAGCGUGCAUCACGUGGUACACUAUUUCCUGCCUCGGGAUUAGAAUCUCGUGGCUUAGAAGUUUGGAUUUCUGUUUGUUCGAUCUCGGAAAAUAAUCGUAAUAAUCGUCGCGUCGAUAGCGCCUAUAACUUUUGCGGUUCGCGGUGAACGGUGUAGAAAAGCAGCGGAAGAGAUGAAAAGAAAGAUAGAAAGAGAAGCGAGGUAGCUGUAAGCAUAUUGAUCAGUAGACGGUAGUUGGCCUCAUGCCACGUGGUGAUGCUGCGAGAGGCGCCGGUCUUUUCUCCUAUUACGAGCCAAGGUUUCUAUCUCCUUUCCUUACUUUCUUCUAGAAUCUUUCGUUUCCUUGUCGUAAUCUUUCCUAAAAUCUUUCCUCGGCUUCUUUCUCUUCUCUGCGUCUCGCACGCACACACGUACCGGCGCUCCACCCCUCUGUUAUCUGCUCCUUCGUACGCAUCGAGGUUAGUCAAACGCUCGUAAUCGAACCCAGCGAAAUCUAUUCCUCCGAGAUCGUUUAAACUAAGACUUAACGAGCUAACCCGGGUGUAAAAGGCUCCUCUGACUCGGCCCCGCACCGACAUCGGUAACCUUGAAUACAGGAUCGAAAAGAGAGAAACGAAAAAAGAGAAGCAAUGUUCGUUAUACGACCAGAUAGAAAGGGGGAACCGCCUUCUUGGGUGGUUACAGGUUCCGCGGUCUCAACCUGGAUCGCUUCUUUUAGUCUCGUUUCUUUCGUCGACUUCUUACCUACCGCAAAACGGCGGCAAAUUUCGAAGGUGACCGUGCUCCGAAAACGUGGAGCGCUAACUCUAUCGACCGUCGCCUCUAAUUGCGAGCCGUUUUAUUAUCGCGUGCGCAAAGGGGUGCGAUCGAUUCAGCCUCGAAAGCAAAUGCAGCCUGCUUUAUCCACGACGAAACCGGGGUUUCUGCCUUAUCGAACGUCGAGGCGAUCCUGAAGGAUCACAAUCGGUCGAUGGUCAGAGAUUCGCAGAAGUUUCGCGGGACGAUUUUUCGAUCUUGUUGAUCAGACGUUUUAACGUGGGUUGUUUAUCGUUGAAUCGAGAAAGAUCACGGCCACAACGGUGACACAGCUAUAGAUGAGAAUCGAGUGGGGAGAACGAGACGAGACGAAGACGCGAUCGAGACGAGUCGCGAGCUGGUUCGUGACGCGCGUCUGGGAGCAUGCGAAUUAGAUUGAUCUAUCAUUGUCUUGUCUGGCCGUCGUCUCGACCGUUGAUCGCAAGCGAGGCAAAUAUUAUCUUCCUAGAACUGCCGAUCGUAUUUGCUGUCCAGACGCUAUCGUGUGGAAAGAACGCGCUCGAAAAAGGAAUAAGUUCGGGACAGUUUGAUCGAACGCGGAUGUGCGUGCAGUCGGCGUCGGCGGCGUCGACGAUCACGAAUCGGGGGAAAAUUAUAGGUACUCCUCUUUCGAUGCUAUCCGUCUUCUGCUUCCGGGAAUUUCGCGGCAUAAAUAGGCAAGUUGGUCUGCGUCGAGCCGGACGGGGCUGGUUACGACUCGGGCUAGGGAGAAAACGAGAAAUAACGAGGAAUAUUCGGCACUCCACGAUUUAUGCACCCCUUCGAGACGAAAAAACGGGAUUCCGAGCUGCACGAAAGCCUUUCGUAUCCUCCUGCCUUUUUUACCGUGCACGCGCUGCACGAUUGAUCGAUAUCGGUCCGUCACGCGUCGACGUUUCCUUCUUGUCCGAUUAAACUUUGAUCCACCGGGGUUCCCUCGAAUCGCCACGGCACAUUAAAACGGUUACAAUGUCGCAGGAAUUACAAUUGCUAAGGCUGCAUUUCGCGAAACUCUCAAAUUUUCAUUCCUUUUUCUGUUUUAUUUAUUGUACGCAUUUUGGUUAAAUAGAAAAAUUCUGUGAAAUAUUGUUCUGCUGUUUUAUUAGAUACUUAAUAACACAUCUGACAUAAGUUACUAAAAUCGGACGACGUCAAUGAAACAUUAUAUUAAUCAUAGAAUAUUAUUCAUAAAAAUAUUUUCAAUACAAAAUUUUGCAGUUUAGUGCACCCUCACUGACGCGUCUUUUUCAAGCUUGAACAACGUUCCUAUCUCGAUGAAAAUUUUGUAAUAUAAUAUUGUCUUUGCAUCCUACAUUUUCGACCAAUUAUAACAAACGAAACAGCGGAUUAAACUGAUCACUGUCUUUUUUAAUAAAUUCCCUGAAGUGUAAGGCUCAAGCCAUGUAUGCAGUCCUUUAAGAAAAAAGUAUCAUAAUGAACUUUAAAUUCAAAACAAGAUUUCUCAUAAUGAUAUAAAGUAAAAUUUCUACUUCCUCUUUGUUCGAUUCUCACUUAGAUAUUUGUUGUAUUCUGUAGAGUAUUGCAUCUAUUUUUUCUCUUCUAUCAGUUAAUUGCAUUAUACGCGAUGUUAAACCAGUGUAAUAAGUAGUGUAACAACUUGGAAAUAAAGAAUUUUGGAAUUUGAUAAUUUAUAAAAUUUGAGGGUGAAGAAAUUCCGGAAUCCAAUAAUCUAAGAAUGAAAGAGUUGAGAAAUCUGAAGGAGGAACUUAAAAAUCGUCGAGUUUACCUGCAUUUUCGAAAGAAGCCCCGCAAAGCUUCGCAACAAAGACAAAGCUUCGCGACAAGCGAUCAACAAAAAUAUAUCACAAA